This is a messenger RNA of Eimeria mitis, 615 nucleotides long. RefSeq lists its product as uncharacterized. The transcript is spliced from 3 exons. Bases 1 to 615 code for a protein of 204 amino acids. The record is from RefSeq and is a predicted model, not a curated record. Lineage: Eukaryota; Apicomplexa; Conoidasida; Eucoccidiorida; Eimeriidae.
AUGAGAGGCCCCCGGGCUGGCGAUAUCUCCAAACCCAGACGGGGGGCCCUCGGGCAUGCUGCAGCAGCAGCAGCAGCAGCAGCAGCAGCAGAAGCAGCAGCAGGGGCAGCAGCAGCAGGAGCAGCAGCAGCAGCAGCAGCAGCAACAGCAGCAGCAAAAACAGCAACAACACAGCAGCAGCACUACCACCAUCACCACCACCACCACCAUCAUCAUCAGCAACAGCAACAACAACAGCAGCAGCAGCAACACCAGCAGCAGCACCACCACCACCAGCAUCAGCAGCAUCAGCAGCAGCACCAGCAGCAGCAGCAGCAUCAGCAACAACAACAACAACAUCAGCAGCAGCAGCAGCAUCCGCAGCAGCAGCAGCAGCAGCAGGAGCGUACAGUGCAGCUGCUGCUGCGCUGCAGCAUACAAACGGAGACGAUCCCGGUACGAUCCCGCACCCCACACGGGCACCCCAAACCAGUGCUGCAGCAGCGCGCGCUCCAGUGCACUGCAGCAGCAGCAGCAGCAGCAGCAGCAGCAGCAGCAGCAGCAGCAGCAGCAGGAGAGGAAGAAACAGCAGUGGAUGGUCAGAAACAGAAACAGCAGCAGAAACAGCAGCAAUAG